CUGCUCUUGCUCAAAUCUUGCAUAUUCUGCUAGUUCGUGUACCUGAUGAUCUUCUUGAUUUUUGAUUUUUGUUCAUAUGGACACCUCUUUAGGAGGGGAUGACUUGAUUGUAAAUCUACUUAGCCUCCAUGAGCUACGAGGUGAAGGGGUAGUCCUUGAAAUACUUGAUGCCCUAGAGUUUUGUUGCAAGAGAAAUGGGUCUUUGAUCUAGCUGCUUGGAUUUUUAUUUGCUCUUUUAAUUAGAAGACAGUAAUCUUCUAAGCAUCUUGAUCCCAGCCAUUGCUUGUUCUGUUAAUUAAUUCUAGUACUUGAGGUACUAGAUCUUGGCAUCCUGGUUAUAUCUGCUCUUGAAUCCGUGUUUUGAUUGUCAUUAUUGGAAUCUCUUGUGGGCCUAAUUUUUGAAAUUCUAUUGCUUGUUUCAUGGUUAACUCGUCUCUCAAUUUUGACUGCUUGGUUAAAUUUGAUCUUGAUUCUUGGUGAAUGCCGUUUUGUUGCUGAAAUUUUUGAGGCAUUCUACCUUGCACUCUUAUGUUCCGGUAUUCUUCCAAGCAUUCAUAUCUUCCAUUGAUUUUAUUCUGUUGCAAUUCUUGCGAUUCUUACAUGUCUUUUGAUGGUCCUAGCUUUUAACUCUUGUUAAUUGCUAAAAUCUGUUUCUUGAUUCCAGUUGCUUUGUUAAACAUGACCCUGCUUAUGAGUUAACCUUGUUGUGGCAGAAUGUAUAAGGCAUCCAUGCACUCGUUCAUUCAUUCAUGAUUCGUACAUCCAUUGGAUGCUUAUCCAUCUUUGAUAAGAGUUCAAAAUUUUGUUGUGCUCGUCAUUAAAUCCAUGCCAUUCUUUGCCAACUUGUCUUGUGAUGGGUUCGUAGCGUAACCCCACAAUUGUUCUUUUGUGGCUUUGGCAGGAUUUAUUUCUAUUCCUUGUGUUUCUCAUAUCACCCCAGCCUCUAGUAGCUUGUUUCAUGGCAAAUCUUGUUAAGUAAUUAGUGUUCUGCUUUUAAGAUUAGUCGUGAUUUGAUAUCAGAGUGCCGCAGCGGAAGUGUAAUAGGCCGUGUUCUGUUCCUAGAAAGUGAUGAGGCAAUUGUUUUGUCUCGGAUUGUGUGAAGCCACUCACCACUUGAUAUGGUCCUCAAUUUGAGUUUUGGGG
Messenger RNA from Rubroshorea leprosula, 1143 nucleotides. Lineage: Eukaryota; Viridiplantae; Streptophyta; Magnoliopsida; Malvales; Dipterocarpaceae. The record is from the annotation of a GenBank genome assembly.